Messenger RNA from Neomonachus schauinslandi (Hawaiian monk seal), 2549 nucleotides. RefSeq names its product ras homolog family member J (gene RHOJ). Lineage: Eukaryota; Metazoa; Chordata; Mammalia; Carnivora; Phocidae. The transcript has 5 exons. The record is from RefSeq and is a predicted model, not a curated record. Gene Ontology annotation, molecular function: GTP binding; GTPase activity. Gene Ontology annotation, biological process: small GTPase-mediated signal transduction. The coding region runs from base 20 to 688 and encodes 222 amino acids.
AAGCCACAGCAGCUGCCGGAUGCCGGCAGCUGGAGCCGCCGGGAUGAGCUGCACCGAGCGCGGUGACAGGCGCUGCGGCUGCGGGGGCACGGAGGAGAAGAAGAUGCUCAAGUGUGUGGUGGUGGGGGACGGCGCCGUGGGGAAAACCUGCCUGCUGAUGAGCUACGCCAACGACGCCUUCCCAGAGGAGUAUGUGCCCACUGUGUUUGACCACUAUGCAGUUACUGUGACAGUGGGAGGCAAGCAACACUUGCUCGGACUAUAUGACACCGCGGGACAGGAGGACUACAACCAGCUGAGGCCGCUCUCCUACCCCAACACCGAUGUGUUUUUGAUCUGCUUCUCUGUCGUGAAUCCUGCCUCUUACCACAACGUCCAGGAGGAAUGGGUUCCAGAGCUGAAGGACUGCAUGCCUCAUGUGCCUUAUGUCCUCAUAGGGACCCAGAUUGAUCUUCGCGAUGACCCCAAAACCUUGGCCCGUUUGCUGUAUAUGAAAGAGAAACCUCUCACUUACGAGCAUGGUGUGAAGCUUGCAAAAGCGAUCGGAGCACAGUGCUACUUGGAAUGUUCGGCCCUAACUCAGAAAGGUCUCAAAGCGGUUUUUGAUGAAGCGAUCCUCACCAUUUUCCACCCCAAGAAAAAGAAGAAACGCUGCUCUGAGUGUCAAAGCUGCUGUUCAAUUAUCUGAGGCUGCUGGGGGACCGGCCCCCACCCACCUAAGGGUGAGAGUGGCGCCGACCUCUGAGACCAAGCUCAAGCCACGAAGGAGGGCGCGACCAGAGAGGAAGUCCCUUUGCACGGAGCCUUGCUCCUCCACCCCGGGAGCCCCCAUCACCACCCGCAAGCACAGCACACCAGCUGCCACGUCCCCCCUACCAGCCCGAAGCGUCCACAUUGCGCAAUCUGUGAGAAUGCUGAGCCCGCCGGAGGUCACCCAGCGACGUUGCUGACCAUGUUGCAAACGAAGGCAAAGACCAUGCUGCGUUUUGCGUCUCCCCUCCACGAACGUGAGGCUGAGGAUAGGAAACCAUCCCCAAGAAACCAGAAGAGGAACUCGGUUCCUGUAUUGGUGGCCUUACCCCGUGUCUUCUACAAAACACAGGAAUACUAUACUAACCUUGUUUUCUGAAUCUGUUGUUCGACCUAUGUGUCUUGCAUUUAUUUGUAUUAUUUUAAGAAAUGUACUAAUUUACCAAUUUACUCAGGCCUUACAAGUCCAUACCAAAUUAGCCUAAAGACAAAAUAUUUUUUAUUCAUUUCCAUUUUCAGCCUGUUUCUACCAAAGCUAUUAGAACCAACACGUACCUCUGAAUGCCUGACUGUAAGAAGAAAACAAGAAAUUGUUACAACUUUUGGAAAUGUACAAAGCCAAGAUUUUUGAACCUGGUUGAAAGAGAAACACCACCUGAAUUGUUGCGGGGCCACAUUUUUGCCAAAGAUUCACCCUGGAAAUGCUUUUGCUGAUGGGUAGCCUUAUUUUUCUUCUAUAUUUAUAUUGUCAUGGCAAAUUACAAAUGAACUGUGUUCAAGAAAGUAGUACUUCUGCUUCUUAAUCAAACUGAUCGGGGGAGAAUAUGGCAGACCUAGGUUUUAUAAUAUUCUCUAUUCAGCAAAGUGAACUUCCCUGUUCCCUCCCUUCCCGGGCUCAUGCCCUUUUCCUCCCUUAAUUUCACUUUCUUCCUUGCCCAAUAAUAACCUGAUCUAAAAGAAAGACCUGGCCAUGGGGCAUGAAAAAGUAAAUGUUUAAAAGUCCUCAAAGGUUAAGCAAAGUGUUUCCAUAUUUCCACUUGCUUCAACCUGAAGGGUUUCUCAGCUGGGUCCCCUUGGAACUCUAAGGAACUAAAUGACGUUUUCCAAGUGCAGCUGGGUACUAAUAUAUUGCCUCUCCCUAUUUCCUACACUCAUUGUCCCAAAUGUGCAUUUAGGGGACGGAUCUGCGGGUACCAAGCUCUGAAUCUGUUUAUCCCCUGCUUUCAAAAUGCUGUGUUCUGUAGAACAGGACCUUCGGUCUUGGAAAGUAAAAGCCCCCAGUAAAGAAUGAUGCACCCUUUCCAUAUGCCUCUUCCAAACAGCCAGGGAUUCUUGUAUCAUAGAGUGAAUUAUUUCCUAGCUUUUAUUUAGAGACGAUAAAGUCUCCUAAUUAGUCUUAUUUGUUUACAGUUACCUUGGAAACACCCAGGUAGGCACUUCACUUUUUAUUUCAAUUGCAUAAGCAAAGUGCCUCUUUGCAGCAUCAAAUUACACCGAUUUUAGCAUAACAAUUUCCGGAUUCACACUGCUUCUGUUGGAAAAAUCCAGGCUUUCUAGUCCCUUCUGCUCCUGGAGGAAAUCCAUAAAAAAGAAACAUAUGAUGUGGGUCUUUUCUGUUAAGACCUUCCAUGACAUCCCCUCAGUUGUUUGGAUUUGUUUGUUUGUUUAGAAUUUCUGAAAGAAGUUUUCCCUUGUUCCACGUUGCAAGACCUAUUUCCCUGCUCUCCCAUCUAGUUGCUAAACAUUUUCUUAAACACGCACAUACAUGCGUGCACACACACACACACACACACCCCAAA